Osmerus eperlanus (European smelt) is the source of this 2049-nucleotide messenger RNA. RefSeq lists its product as uncharacterized. The record is from RefSeq and is a predicted model, not a curated record. NCBI's taxonomy places the organism in Eukaryota, Metazoa, Chordata, Actinopteri, Osmeriformes, Osmeridae. Bases 341 to 1450 code for a protein of 369 amino acids. Gene Ontology annotation, molecular function: lipase activity. The transcript has 9 exons.
UUCACUGUACUCGAUUGUGAUUUCCGGUACCGUUUGAUACACCGGCACCCAGAUUUACUAAAACCUGAAAUCGGCACAGAAUGACAUAAUAACCUUUAAAACACGAAACAUAUAUAGAAAUAGAUGAAUUGCGACUACAUAAGCUUACACAAGACAACGCAUUUGAUAGAAUGCUCAUUUUUCUGACGGAUCCAGUUCGGCUGCUUUCUAACCUUGACAUAUGACAAAUAAAGCGUUCAGAGAAUCUACGAAGCUUUUUACAUUUUAAAUUGUUUGUUUCGUUUUGCCUUCAAUACAACCAACGCGUCUUGUACGAUAACAUAUCGCAUCGUGCUACAAAAUGAUUGGGCUGAAAUACCAUGUUUCCUUGCCCAUGGCAGCAGGUGCUUUAUUGGUUGGCAUUCCAUAUUCGAUCUCAUUGGUUGCCCAGUGGAUGUAUGGGUGGCCCAAUAACCCUGGCUAUAAGAAGUACAUUGAGGCACUGAAGCCAAGGAGAAUCUACUGCUUGACCAGAGCAAUUCUGGAGACACUGAAGUACCUGCAAUACGGCAAACUGUACUUUCAGUGGAAGUCAUGGUACAAGAACGACAAGAACCGCAAACACUACGAAAAAGGUAUCACCUUUGGUCGCAGAGAGAACAAACUGGACUUGUACUACCCUCCUACUGGGGGUGAGCCAGGAUGCAAGCCAGCACCUGUGAUUGUAUUCAUCUAUGGAGGAGCGUGGGGUUCAGGGGAGAGAGCUAUUUACUGUCUCCUGGCCAUGCAGAUGGCUAAAGAGCUGAGUGCAACUGUUAUCUGUCCAGACUAUUGUACCUUUCCAAAGGGGAAUGUUUUGUGUAUGAUUCAAGAUAUUGCUGACUGCCUAGUGUGGACAAUAGAAAACGGACACAAGUUCAAAUUUGAUCAAGACAAGGUGGUUUUGAUCGGGCACUCCGCUGGUGCCCACCUGUCCACUCUCGCCACGCUGUUUCUUAUAGAAGGCAGAGAAGAGCUGUUCAUAGAGACAGGAAAACAGCUGGAGGUCAUAACAGCUAUCAGAGGAGUUAUUGGUUUGAGCGGGGUGUACAACAUCAUGGCCCACUACGAACACGAACAGACUCGAGCUGUGGAGUUCGUCUCCACCAUGCACAAAGCCAUGAAUGGAACGGAGAACUUUCCCUACUAUUCCCCUGAACAUAUCCUGAAUGAAUUUGACAAGGAAAACUUGAAAAGAGUCCCUCCCUUCUCGCUUCUCCACGGAACCAACGACAUCAUCGUCCCCGAGGCGUCUUCCAUACGCUUCUCAGAGCUGCUCACCUCGCUGUCCAUUAGAGUUUCCCUUUACCUGCUGCCUAAAAUGGACCACACAGAGAUCGUGACAGACCUCAUGGCCCCGGACCGACACUUCUACCCCACCGUAUACAGCUGCCUCAAGCAGGAACACUGCAAACUGGUGGGAGCCUGGUGAAGUACCACUCACUCCACAUACAAAAAACCUUCUUCUCAUCAUGUGCCGUGCGUUUCAUUGUUUACAUCGUCGUAAUACCUCAAACUUCUACUGAAUUUAGCCUUGACUUCAUAUUCAUUAACCAUGGUUUUAUUUCAAUAAUGAUUCCUUUAUUGAAUGUUUAAUGUUUCUUCUUGAUUCACGACCGUGAAAUCUUACCAACUGAUAAAGGGGUGUCCUUUUAACAGAGCGAUCUACUAAAGUUAGCAGGGUGUGAAAUUCAGCAUUCAGCCUUUGCAGAAAAUAUCAUGAAGACUUUGUAUUAUUAUUAUCGGCCAGUAUUAUGUGAAUCAUCAACAGUAUUGACUUUGGGAAAUUACUUGGUGGUUCUGUAGAUUUCUCACCUUUUUCUACAGGGGUUGAUUGCAUGCAUCAUGGUUGAGGGCACACAAUAAAAUGUUCAUGAACUCUAGGUCAAUCAUUUUCUAAAUCUGUACUUAAAAACUGUUUAUUGAAUAUUUGAAAUUAACUAAUACAAAACUAGUCACAAUUUAAAAUGUUUUCAACGUUUCUUUAUUUCUGUAUAAUAUACAGUACUACACCUCAUAUUUGGCAUACUU